Molecule: messenger RNA, 3415 nt
Organism: Caenorhabditis elegans
Lineage: Eukaryota; Metazoa; Nematoda; Chromadorea; Rhabditida; Rhabditidae
Source: the annotation of a RefSeq genome assembly
AUGAGUUUCUCCGAUGACGGAUGGGGCGCGGAGGCCGAAGUGAAAGUCGCGGAAGAUGUUCCGGAAAAGAACGUUCCGCCGCCAGUGGAACCACCAAGAGCUCCCCAAAGUACUGCUAUCAAGACGGAGCCGGAAAGAAACUCCGAUGAGCCAUCAGCUGGAUUUGGAAUUGAUCCGAUUACCACUAGCAAGACUUUCGGAAGUCAAACAACACCAAAAACUGAAUUCGGUGGAGCACCAUCGUUGUCUGGGUUCGGUGGAAACGCUGCUGCUGCUGCUGCUGCAAACAAGACUUCGUUCGACCAGCAAGGUAACGGAUUUGGUGGAGCAGCGAAACAUGGAUUCGUUGGAGUCGGAGGGGCGCCGUCUUCAUUUGGUGCUAACGUUAUUCCUGCCAGCAAGCCAUCUCGCGGGCAUAAAACAACUGGAUUUGGCGGAGAACCGAAACAUGUGUCUGGUGGAGCAUUCUCGUCUGCAAAUAAGACUUCUUUUGAUCAACAAGAUAAAGGAUUCGGCGGGGCAGCAAGUUCAGGAUUCGGAAACGGAUCUAUGCUGACAAACCAGAAAGUUGGAUUAGAGAAUCAAACCACUGGAGUCGGUGCAAGUGAAGUUCCUACGAGCAAGCCGUCUUCUUUCGGACAACAACCAGCAGUGGUUUCAGGAUUUGGAGGUGCUGCGAAAAUGGGAUUCGGUGGAUCAUCCUCGUCUGGAUUCGGUGGUCAGAAAGCGGGCGCCACGGAGAGCUCUGGAUUUCCAACCAAAGAAACAUCUACAUCCCAGCCAGGAUUCGGAGGAGAUUUCAGUACAGGAUUCGGAAGUGGUUUAAAAGCUGGAUUUGGUUGUCAUGGAGCAGGCGCUGCGGAGAACUCUGGAUUACCAACGGAAACAACCGGUUUCGGAGGAAAACUCCCCUCGGCUGGAUUUGAAGCUUCUUCAUCAAAUGAAUCUGCUUUUGGCCAACAAUCUAAGGGAUUUGGUGGAGCAACGAAAAACGGAUUCGGAGGAGAUUCCAGUUCAUCGUUCGGAAGUGGUUCUAAAGCUGGAUUCGGUGGAACAUCCUCGUCUGGAAUCGGUGGUCAAAAACCGGGUGCCACGGAGAGCUCUGGAUUUCCAACCAAAGAAACAUCUACAUCUGGAGGAACUUUUGGCUCUGGUUUCGGAGGAAAGCCGACCUCGACUGGAUUUGGUGCUCCAUCAACAACAGAUUCUUCUUCCGGUCAACAAACUGCAGGAUUUGGUGGCGCAUCGAAGCUAGGAUUCGGUGGUCAUAGAGCAAGCACUGCAAAGAAUUCGGGAUUACCAACGGAAACAACCGGUUUCGGAGGAAAACUCCCCUCGGCUGGAUUUGGAGCUUCUUCAUCAAAUGAAUCUGCUUUUGGCCAACAAUCUAAGGGAUUUGGUGGAGCAACGAAAAACGGAUUCGGAGGAGAUUCGAGUAACAGUUUUGGAAAGCGAGACUCUGGCUUUGGUGGUCCACAAGAUCAAGGAUUUGGCGACACUGAUGCACCUUCAAAAUCCGGCCUUGGAAGCUUCAAUACAGGAGGUGGAGCUGCCAAAUCAGCUUUCGGAGCCGCUGGCUUUGGUUCCAGUUCAAACUUCGGCAAUGGAAACACGUUUGGGGAGCCCAGCGACAAUCAACGUGGCAAUUGGGAUGGCGGAGAGCGACCAAGAGGAUGCCAUAAUUGCGGCGAAGAAGGUCAUAUUUCGAAAGAAUGUGAUAAGCCAAAAGUCCCACGUUUUCCUUGCCGAAAUUGUGAGCAACUUGGUCACUUUGCUUCCGACUGUGAUCAGCCCCUGCCGCAACUGUGGAAUAGAAGGUCAUUUUGCUGUCGAUUGUGAUCAACCAAAAGUGCCUCGAGGCCCCUGCCGCAACUGUGGACAAGAAGGUCAUUUCGCAAAAGAUUGUCAGAACGAGAGAGUGCGCAUGGAGCCAACAGAGCCAUGUCGUCGUUGCGCUGAAGAAGGCCAUUGGGGUUACGAGUGUCCGACCAGACCAAAAGAUUUGCAAGGAAACUUCCUCGAAUCGUAUGAUUUUGUCUUCACGCCAGACGAUAAAAUGUUUGAAGAUGCAGUCAAUAACGAUGAUAAAAUCGACUUCGAUCAGAAGGUUGUGGCAUCCACUGGAAAGGUUGAAAUUCCUGACAUGGCAUCAUUCGAUGGUUUCAAAGUUCUCCCACAAGACCUCCAUGACAACUUGAAGCGCAUGAAGAUGAACAGACCAACACCGAUUCAAAGAGCGUCGUUCUUCCCGAUCAUGCAUGGCGACGAUGUUGUUGCAUGUGCACACACUGGAAGUGGAAAAACACUUGCUUUCUUGAUACCAUUCGUCAUCAAGCUGAUGGAAGAAUUUGAGAAAGAUCGAGACGUCACUGAUGAGAAACCUUCUCCAAGACUUCUCAUUGUUGCUCCCACUCGUGAAUUGGUUAACCAAACGUUCACAACUGCUCGCCAGCUGACAUAUGAAACGGGAUUGAAGUGUGGAUUGGCCUUCGGAGGCUACUCUCGUAAUGCCAACGUGCAACACCUGCGAAGUUUCAGUCAGCUCAACAUUUUGGUUGCCACUAUGGGAAGACUGCAGGAUUUCGUGAAUGCCGGAGAAGUAUCUCUUUCAAAAAUGAAAUACAUCGUACUGGAUGAAGCUGAUCGUAUGGUCGACAGCAUCGACUUUGGAGAGGAAGUGAGCAAGAUUAUCGGAUCGCCGGGGGAGCGUACUCAGCAAACUGUGCUGUUUAGUGCAUCCUUCUCUGAAGAUCUUCAAUCCGACGACCUGCCAAAGUUCGUCAAAGAGGGUUACACUAUGCUGCAAGUCGACAAGUUCGGAACAGCUAAUGAAAAGAUCGACCAGAAGAUUCUUCCUGUGCCUCGAACCGAGAAACGAGACGCGAUUUACAAGCUUCUCGGAAUUGAUGAAAACACUGUGACUCUCUUGCCGGACGCACCCAUCGAGAAACAAAAGACGCUGAUCUUCGUGAACUCGGUGAAGUUCUGUGACACUCUUGCGGCUCUCAUCUCGAGUGCUGGCGUUAGCACUAUUUCGAUGCAUAGCUACCAAAAUCAAGAACAGCGUGAUCGUACAUUGGAUGAUUUCCGUCGUGGUAAAUACUAGUGUAUGGUAGCUUCGAAUGUGUGUGCUCGUGGAUUGAAUAUUGCCGGGCUCGAUCAUGUCGUCAACUACGAUAUGCCGGAUAAAAAUGGCUUUGAUGAGUAUGUCAACCGUAUCGGACGUACUGGAAGAGCUGGAUUCACCGGAACGUCGACUGCAUUCGUUGACGUGGAGAACGACACGGACAUUAUUCCAUGCCUCGUCAGUAUCUUGAACGAAGACAAGAAAGAGGUUCCAGAGUGGCUCACCGAAGGAGCUGGACAUCAGGAAGAAGGUGGCGACGAUUGGAAUGAGCAGGAGCAGGAGUGGUGA